Brassica napus (rape) is the source of this 1019-nucleotide messenger RNA. Its product is annotated as transcription factor bHLH147-like. Lineage: Eukaryota; Viridiplantae; Streptophyta; Magnoliopsida; Brassicales; Brassicaceae. The record is from RefSeq and is a predicted model, not a curated record. The transcript has 2 exons. Bases 198 to 863 code for a protein of 221 amino acids. Gene Ontology annotation, biological process: regulation of DNA-templated transcription.
UAUAUAUAAUGGAGAGUGGAGAUCACAUGGAGGAAGAUAAUAUUUUUUUUUUUUUGUCACUGGGAGGAAGAUAAUAUAAAAGAUGAAAUUCCAUUAACCUUUCCUUGCUCAAAAAGGAUUCCUCAACCUCCCUCCACAUACUCCUCUCUCUUUUGACGUCUCACCUUCUUCCACCUCAACUCGCCACAUGAGUUGACAUGGAGUCGAUUUCUACGACGAGGAGCUCCGGUUAUGAUCAAUCCCGACGUAAGCGUAAGAAAAAACCACCUUCGCCACCACCACCACCACCACCGUCGUCGGUGCAGAAAUGGAGAUCGGAGAAGCAACAGCAGAUCUACUCUACUAAUAUCAUUCAGUCUCUCAGGGAACUCCGGAUUAGCGAUCCUUCUGCAAAGCCGGCUCCUCCUCGUGGCGGAGGUAGAGCAGUGCGCGACGCAGCUUAUCGGUCCUUGGCGGUUACGGCGAGAGGUAGGACGCUGUGGAGCAGAGCUAUACUAUCUAAAGCUGUGAAAGUGAAACUUAAGUUCAGGAAACAGAACCGGUCGAGAAAUUCGAAUCAGACGAUGGUAUCGGUAACCGGGAAUAACCGGUUAAGGAAGAAGAGAGCUACGGUUUUGAGGCUGAAGGCGAAGGGUUUGCCAGCUGUACAGAGGAGAGUGAAGUUGCUGAGCCGGUUAAUUCCGGGUUGUCGGAAACAGCCGUUACCGGUGGUUUUAGAAGAAACCACUGAUUAUAUUGUUGCGAUGGAGAUGCAGAUUCGUGCUUUGAAUGCUAUUAUCUCCGCCGUUGGCUCCAGCUCGGCGCCGCGGCCACCAACGCCGGAGACAGGUCAUGAUGGCGAAGAGACACACAUGCUCGGUUAGCUUGGCCCCAGCUGUCUUUUUGUAUCUUUCCUGUUUUUAAUACUUUUUUUAUCUGAUCAUGUUAUCUUUUUUUUUCUUAAAUAUUUUUUCAAGCUUUAAUUUGUUAUGUAAGAAGUGUUGUGAGAUGUUAUUGUUGAAACUGAAAGUCUUUCUAUU